AUGCCAGAAAAAGAAUUAGACUAUAUCAGAUCAAGAGAUAUUGCUUCUUCAGAUGAUCAAAAUGGUGGUGUCUACAUUGAUGCCUUCGAUGAUAAAAAACCACAAUUGAAAGGGUUCGCCAAAAUCAUCGAUGGCUUUAAAAGAGCAGAUGCUACCGAAUUAGGUAUUGAUCCAAAUUUAUCAGAUGCUGAAAAAAUCGCCAUUAUGACAGCUAAUUCUCCAUUAUCAAGAAAAUUAAAAAAUAGACAUUUACAAAUGAUUGCCAUUGGUGGUUCUAUCGGUACUGGUUUAUUCGUUGGUUCAGGUUCUUCAUUAGGUACGGGUGGUCCAGCGGGGGUUAUUAUCGCUUAUUGUCUUAUUGGUACUAUGAUCUAUUGUACUUGUCAAUCAUUAGGGGAAUUAGCUGUUACUUUCCCAGUUGCUGGUGCUUUUAUUACUUAUAAUUCAAGAUUUAUUGAACCAUCAUGGGGUUUCGCUAUGGCUUGGAAUUAUGCUAUGCAAUGGUUAGUUGUUUUACCUUUGGAAUUGGUUGCUGCAGCCAUGACUCUUCAAUACUGGGACUCUAAAACUAAUUCUGCUGCUUAUGUAGCAAUCUUCUAUGUUUUCAUUUGUUCAAUUAAUUUCUUUGGUGUUAGAGGUUAUGGUGAAGCUGAAUUCAUGUUUUCAUUAAUUAAAGUAUUAGCUGUAUCAGGAUAUAUUAUUUUAGGUAUAGUGUUAGCUUGUGGUGGAGGUCCAAAAGGGGAAUAUAUUGGUGGUAAAUUCUGGAAUAAUCCAGGUGCCUUUGCUAAUGGAUUCAAAGGGGUUUGUUCGGUUUUCGUCACAGCUGCUUUUGCAUUUGCAGGUACGGAAUUAUGUGGUUUAGCAGCUGCUGAAACUUCUAAUCCAAGAAAAUCAUUACCAAAAGCUACUAAACAAGUUUUUUGGAGAAUUAGUUUAUUCUAUGUUAUUUCUUUAACUUUAGUGGGUAUUUUAGUUCCUUACAAUGAUCCAAGAUUAAUUUCUAGUAGUUCGGUUGAUGUUUCCGCUUCUCCAUUCGUGUUAUCUAUUGUUGAUGCUGGUAUUUCAGGAUUACCAUCAGUUUUUAAUGCUGUUAUUAUGAUUUCAGUUUUAUCAGUAGGUAAUUCUUCAGUAUUUGGAUCUUCAAGAACUUUAGCUGCAUUAGCUGCUUCUGGUCAAGCACCAAAGUUCCUUGGUUACAUUGAUAAACAAGGUAGACCAUUAAUGGGUAUUAUUGUUCAAUGUGUGUUUGGUUUAUUAUGUUUCAUUACUGGUUCUAAUGAAUCAAAAGCCGUUUUCAAUUGGUUAUUAGCAUUAUCUGCUUUAUCAUCAUUAUUUACCUGGGGUUCAAUUAAUAUGUGUUUAAUUAGAUUCAGAAGAGCCUUAUAUGUUCAAGGUAGAACUACUGAUGAAAUUGCAUGGUGUUCUCAAGUUGGUGUUUAUGGAGCUGCUUAUGGUUUCUCCAUUAUUGUUCUUGUUUUAAUUGCUCAAUUCUGGAUUGCAUUAUUCCCAUUAGGGGGUUCUCCAAAUGUAGCUGAUUUCUUUAUGGCUUAUUUAGGGGCUCCAGUUGUUAUGGUGUUCUGGCUUAUUCAUAAAUUAUGGAAGAGAGAAUGGAAAUUUAUCAUUAGAGCUAAAGAUAUUGAUAUUGAUACUGGAAGAAGAGAAUUAAAUUUAGAUUUAUUAAAACAAGAAAUUGCCGAAGAAAAAGCUUACAUAGCUUCCAAACCAUUCUAUUACAGAUUAUAUAACUUUUGGUGUUAA
This is a messenger RNA of Scheffersomyces coipomensis, 1758 nucleotides long. Its product is annotated as general amino acid permease. NCBI's taxonomy places the organism in Eukaryota, Fungi, Ascomycota, Pichiomycetes, Serinales, Debaryomycetaceae. The transcript has a single exon. Gene Ontology annotation, molecular function: amino acid transmembrane transporter activity. Gene Ontology annotation, biological process: amino acid transmembrane transport. Bases 1 to 1758 code for a protein of 585 amino acids. The record is from RefSeq and is a predicted model, not a curated record. Gene Ontology annotation, cellular component: membrane.